Protopolystoma xenopodis is the source of this 2220-nucleotide messenger RNA. Lineage: Eukaryota; Metazoa; Platyhelminthes; Monogenea; Polystomatidea; Polystomatidae. The record is from the annotation of a GenBank genome assembly.
AUGCUUGUGGGUGUAAUCCCGUUUCUGUUCUGGUGGCAAAAGAUACCUGCUUUUGCAGAUACCUCUCCUGUUGGGCUCACCUCCUUGAAAGAAAGUGGAUGUAAUGAAGAGACUCGGGGCUGGAUUACUUUUGGCCAUCGAUACGAAGAUAAACUUGGUUUCGAUGAAUCUCCUAAGAUAGCAUUGUUUAAUGCUAAUCUCGUUUUCGGGCACUUGGUUUGGCAUAUUCUUUCACAUUCAGCCGGUCCGAUCUUCGAAGUUGGCGAGCAACUCUGUACGUCGGCGGGGGUCUCGGAUGAACUCGUCCUCUGCCUGGUCAAGGACCGGCUUGGUCGCGUCUCCUGCCCCAAGCUGCGCCAGUUCAUCUGCCCGGCCUGUGGUGCGACAGGAGACCAGGCGCACACCAUCCGCUACUGCCCCCAGAUUAAGCCUCUCACCACCUCCAGCGCACUGCCCAACUCGAUGCUCGUGACCGCGUUGGCCAGCGGCAGCAGUAACAGCAACAGCAACAGCAACCUGGCGCCGUGUCAUGUUGGCGAUCAGGUUGGAGCCGGUGCGCAGGCCAACGGGCCCUUUGUCGACUCGGGGGCCGCGUGCUCUGCUCGUCUUCUCGAUCUCAUGGACCCCGCGUCUCUGCAGCUCUCCGAGGCCGACCUGGAGCGCUUCGAGCGCCUCGACCUGCUCCACCUUCUCUCUCCCGCCGUGCCCACUCCACUCCCUCUUCACACGCCCGCCACCGGCCCCAACACCAGCCCCGACAACGCCGCCUCCGCCCGCCACGGCCCGCCUCCCGACGUCCGCCGGUACAGCCGCGUCUUGUCGCCCUGGCAGCGGAAGCACCAACCGACGUCGAGCCAGCAAUUGCAGCGCGCCGCCGCAGCAACCACCUCCUCCCUUCCGCUCGUCCAAUCCGAGUUCUCCCGCUUUUACAGUCGGGCCGGGCCUCACGACGGCGACGGCGACGCCAACGGCGACGCCAACGGUUACUGCUGCAACAGCGACGACUUCGAUCAUCAUCUGCCCGCCCUUUGGUCCUCCUCGUCUGCCAAGCGCCUCCUCUUCGAGCCCACCCCCUCGGCCAAGCCCGCCACUCCGCCUCGGCUCCUGCGGCCCCGCUUCAACAGCGACAGCACCCAUGGCAACCACGGCAUCUGGAGUCCGUGCGCCGGUAUGCCGCACCCCUUGGCACGCCAGCUCGCCGACGCCUGCUCCUCCGGCCCGGAGUCCGCAGUCGCCGGCUCCUUGUCCGCCUCCUCCUCCUCCUCCUCCUUUCUCGCCGCCUCGGACCGGCUGCUCGACUCAUCUUUUUUCGCCAACCCCUUCGGCUACAGCAACGCCACCCUCUCCACCUCCGCCUCGUGCUCGCCGCACUCCAGCUCCUCCUUCUCCUUCUCCAUCUGCACGCCCACUCCGUCUUGUGUCUCGUCGCCACCGUUACCACCACCACUUCCACAACCUCUUUCCGCGCAGUCCGGCCACCUCCUCACGACCGACCACCAACACCUGCACGGUCUCCACUUGCAGCACCAACUCCGCCAAGAGGAGCUCCAACACCAGCGCCAGCUGCAACGUCAGGCUCUACUUUUCCGAAUUUGUUUACUCCAUCCCUCCACGUCCCUUCUCUUUCUGGACGAGUUUAUCGCUACCUCUCUCCGUAACUCCAUCCCAGCAACCGUUUUCUCGGGUUCCCCAAUUACCCCUCUCUUGGUGAGGCCGUAUCUCCUGCCCUCGAUCUGUGAUGUUGAUGUUGAUGUUGAUGUUGAUGGUACGGACGUCGGUGUUGUUGGUGCUGACGAUGACUCACUUCUCCCGACGACGGGCAGAAGACAAAGACCUACGGAAGGUCUUCGAUUCUCUUCAGACCGAUGGUCCCAAGCUAGACGGGAAGAGAGAGAGAGAGAGGACGACUGGAAAAAAGGCUUGGUUGUCCGGAGAGAGCGGAACCCGCCUGAGACGGCAGAGAAGCGGCGAAUGCGAGGCUUCGUCAGCCUCGAUGGGAUGCAUGGCACUCCUCGAGCACCAGUUGGCUCCAGACAAGAGCUCGUCCAGAUUGAAAUGGUGCCACUCGUUUGUUUAUUCUAUCAAGCCCGACUCGUCCAGGCCGUCUCGUCUGUUUACGAUCAAGUCGGACCGGCUGACUCUACCAAAUGCCUUGAUCUCACAGGCCCAUCAAAGCACGCAGCUCGUGCGCAUGCAAGCCAACCAUUCACACACACAUAA